Molecule: messenger RNA, 1248 nt
Organism: Diaporthe batatas
Lineage: Eukaryota; Fungi; Ascomycota; Sordariomycetes; Diaporthales; Diaporthaceae
Exons: 1
Coding region: 1-1248 (415 amino acids)
Biological process (GO): carbohydrate metabolic process; cell wall organization
Cellular component (GO): extracellular region; fungal-type cell wall; cell surface
Molecular function (GO): 1,3-beta-glucanosyltransferase activity; glucan endo-1,3-beta-D-glucosidase activity
Source: RefSeq, a predicted model, not a curated record
AUGCAGUCCAAGAUCCUCACCGCGUCUGCCCUGGUCGCAGGCGUGUCCGCCGCCUCCAACUACCUCGGCUUCAACUCCGGCUCCGUCCACGGCAGCGGUGCGGCCAAGACCCAGAGCGACUUCGAGAAGGAGUUCAAGACCGCCCAGAACCUCGUCGGCGCCCCUGGCGACUUCAACGCCGUGCGUCUCUACACCAACAUCCAGGGCGCCACCACGGCCGACCCCAUCUCCGCCUUCCCCGCCGCCGUCGCCACCAAGACCUCCCUGCUGCUCGGCAUCUGGACCUCUGGCACCGACAGCAUUGCCAACGAGAUGAACGCCCUCAAGGCUGGUCUUGAGAAGUACGGCGACGACCUUGCCAAGCUGGUCAUCGGUGUGUCCAUCGGCUCCGAGGAUCUCUACCGUGCCGGUGCCACCGGCGUCGAGAACAAGGCCGGCAUUGGUGCUGGCCCCGACGUCAUUGUCAAGUUCAUCAAGGAGUUCAAGAGCGAGUUCUCCAAGUACGACUUCUCCAUCGGCCACGUCGACACCUGGGACGCCUGGACCAACGGCUCCAACUCGGCCGUCAUCGACGCCGUCGACUGGCUCGGAGUUGACGAGUACCCCUACUACCAGACCGGCGACGACAACACCAUCGACAACGCCGCCAAGCUGUUCAAGGAGGCCUACGACAACGUCGUCAACGUCGCCAAAGGCAAGGACGUCUGGGUCACCGAGACCGGCUGGCCCUACGAGGGUCCCGACUGGGACAAGGCCGUCCCCAGCGUCGAGAACGCCAAGCAGUUCUGGGACGAGGUUGGCUGUGACCAGCUGUUCGGCAAGGUCCCCACCUUCUGGUACAACCUGGUCGACGACUCCACCGUCAACGAGAUGUCCUUUGCCAUCACCAAGGACCUCAACACCAACGCCCUCUUCAACCUGACCUGCCCCGCCAAGACCGCCUCCAGCUCGUCCGCCUCCGCCUCCGCCACCGGUCUGACAAGCCCCAGCGGCACCUCGACUGCCACUGCGGCCGACGCGACCUCCACUGGAUCCUCCAGCUCUGGCAGCUCCAGCAGCGGCUCCGGCAGCGGCUCUGGCAGCAGCUCCUCCGGCUCCGGCUCCGGCUCCGGCUCCUCUUCCAGCUCGGACUCUGCUGACUCGUCCUCGACCUCGCCCGUUGCUGCCAGCGGCGCCUCGGUUGCCAAGCUCGGCUCGUCUGCCUUUGGCGCCAUUGCUUUCAUCGCUGCUGCCUUCGCUCUCCUCUAG